Messenger RNA from Triticum turgidum subsp. durum (durum wheat), 1194 nucleotides. The record is from the annotation of a GenBank genome assembly. NCBI's taxonomy places the organism in Eukaryota, Viridiplantae, Streptophyta, Magnoliopsida, Poales, Poaceae.
AUGCAAAUACCUGAGUUCAUGGGUUCUCUCCACAAGUUGAGGUAUCUCGAUCUAUCGGGGCUAACCUUCACUGGAAGGAUACCACCACAGCUGGGUAUUCGUAAUCUAAGCCUCAGAAACAACCACCUCUCGGGUGAAUUUCCUUCAUUUCUCGAACACUGCCCACAACUUGUCUUUCUUGAUCUUGCACACAACCAUUUUUUUGGAACUUUGCCAACAUGGAUUCCUGAGAAAUUGCCAUAUUUGGCUUUCUUACGGCUGCGGUCGAAUUUGUUUUAUGGUCACAUUCCAGAGGAGCUAACAGGGCUAGUUAAUCUUCAGUAUUUGGACCUUGCCUACAAUAAUAUAACGGGGAUCAUACCGAAAUCUAUUGUUAACUUCAAAGGGAUGACUGCUGCGAGUGAUCAUUUUGACGAUGAUUAUACAUUUCAAGCUGCUUUCAACUUCGGUCAUGGAUGGACAGAUGGCUACACAUACCAAGAAUUGUCAAUUCAUUAUAAUGACUUGGUCACCUAUACAGAGAAUUUCACUGUAGUCACAAAGGGUCAAGAGAGAUUAUAUACAGGAGAGAUCAUAUAUAUGGUGAAUCUUGAUUUAUCAUGUAAUAAUCUUAUUGGAGAUAUUCCCAAAGAAAUCAACAGUCUUGUCGAGCUGAAGAACCUGAACUUAUCAUGGAAUACCUUCAGCGGAAAAAUUCCUGGGAAUAUUGGCGCCUUGACGCAAGUGGAGUCACUCGACCUAUCACACAAUGAGUUGUCUGGCGAAAUCCCUGCAAUCCUAUCGGCUCUCACGUCAUUAAGCCGCUUGAACCUCUCCUAUAACAACCUGACAGGAGAGAUACCAUCCGGAGAUCAACUGCAAACACUUGAGGACCCAGAAUAUAUUUAUAUUGGCAACCCGGGCCUCUGCGGUCCUCUUCUGCCGCAGAAAUGUUCACUACCCGAACCAAUUCCAGCUACUCAAGAACACCAUGAAGAUUUAAGUGACGUGGCAUCGUUUCUCAUCGCUAUAGGUUCUGGAUAUGUGAUGGGUAUCUGGGUAGUCUUCUGUACCUUCUUGUUCAAGAGGAAAUGGCGAGUUAAGUGGUACUCCAUCUGGGACAGGUUGUGUGAUUGGGUCUAUGUGCAAGUGGCCGUUACAUGGAUUUCCUGGACAAGAAAAAAAAAACCCGCAGAAGCUGAGAACGAUCGCUAG